Seriola aureovittata is the source of this 363-nucleotide messenger RNA. RefSeq names its product dynein light chain Tctex-type 2B (gene dynlt2b). Gene Ontology annotation, biological process: microtubule-based movement. Lineage: Eukaryota; Metazoa; Chordata; Actinopteri; Carangiformes; Carangidae. Gene Ontology annotation, molecular function: dynein intermediate chain binding. Gene Ontology annotation, cellular component: cytoplasmic dynein complex; cytoplasm. The record is from RefSeq and is a predicted model, not a curated record. The transcript has 5 exons. Bases 1 to 363 code for a protein of 120 amino acids.
AUGGAGGGGUCAGAUACAUACCUCAUACGACCUAAUCAUCAACACAAGUUUAAACCAGCCAUUGUAAAGGAGUGCAUUCGUGAAAUAGUGAGGGAGCGACUGUCUGGACUGAAGUACGACACAGAGGAAGUCUCGGGGCUGUCCCGUUCACUGGCAGAGUGCAUUAAGGACAAAGUGAAGAAUGCAGGAUUUGACCGAUAUAAGCUGGUCGUGCAGGUGGUCAUUGGAGAACAACGGGGGCAGGGAGUCAAGAUGUCUUCCAGGUGUUUGUGGGAUGCUGACACAGACAAUUAUGCAGAAGAUGUCUUCAUGAACGACAGCUUGUUCUGUGCAGUGGCAGUUUUUGGAAGCUAUUACUACUGA